Molecule: messenger RNA, 444 nt
Organism: Rangifer tarandus platyrhynchus (Svalbard reindeer)
Lineage: Eukaryota; Metazoa; Chordata; Mammalia; Artiodactyla; Cervidae
Source: the annotation of a GenBank genome assembly
AUGACGCCCGGCUCCCGCUCCCCGCUCGGGUUCCUAGUUUCGCAGAGUUUCUCGACCCGUGAAAGCAUCGCUGAGUCACCUUCCCGGAACGCGCUCGAGACGCUCACGACCCAGCCAGGGCUGCCCCCAGAGCUGCGCGGGGCGGAGGUGGCCACCAGCCGGCCGCGUGCCAGGCCAACGGCCCCGGGACCCACGCGUCCCAGCCCGAGCCUCUCCCCUACCCGGGGACACCUGGGCCCGGCCCCGCCAGGUGUUGGGAAACAGGGCCUCCUGGGUCCUCUCGCAAAGGGGUUCCUCGGAGCCGUGCCGGGACCUGCCUCUUCUCGACUUUUAGGGGCGACGGGAAACGAGACGUGUGAAUGGGUGUCGGGUGGGGGCAGGUGUGGGCGCGUGAGCACCCUGCAGCUGGGGCCUGCACCAGCUCAGCCUCCUACAGAGCUUUGA